Molecule: messenger RNA, 2412 nt
Organism: Leptosomus discolor (cuckoo roller)
Lineage: Eukaryota; Metazoa; Chordata; Aves; Leptosomiformes; Leptosomidae
Source: RefSeq, a predicted model, not a curated record
AUGGAUGAAGAUGAGAAGGACAGGGCAAAGAGGGCAUCACGCAACAAAUCUGAAAAGAAGAGGAGAGACCAGUUCAAUGUCCUCAUCAAAGAGCUUUGCACAAUGCUACAGGGCCACGGCCACCCUCUCAAGAUGGACAAGUCCACAAUACUGCAGAGGACCAUUGACUUCUUACAGAAACAGAAAGAAAUCACAGCACAGACAGAAGCCUGUGAGAUUAGACAAGACUGGAAGCCUUCAUUUCUUAGCAACGAGGAGUUCACCCAGUUGAUGUUAGAGGCACUAGACGGCUUUCUCAUUGCUCUUACCACUGAUGGGAUUAUUAUUUAUGUAUCUGAUAGUGUUUCGUCUCUGCUUGGACACUUACCGUCAGAUUUGGUGGACCAAAAUAUAUUAAACUUUCUGCCUGAGCGGGAGCAGAGCGAGGUGUACAAGCUCCUUUCUCCACAUGUGCUCAUGACAGAUCCUGUUGCAGCUGAUUUUCUAAAUGCAGAAAAACAAGUAGAGUUUUGCUGCCAUUUAGCAAGAGGCAGCUUAGAUCCAAAUGAACCCCUGAUGUAUGAAUAUGUGAAAUUUGUAGUGGAUUUUAAAUAUUUUACUCAUGUGCCUACACCCUCCUGUAAUGGCUUUGAGUCAGCUAUUGCACGAGCUUUCAGGUCAGCCACGGAGGAGCAGAUUUGCCUUGUAGCAACUGUUCGUCUUGUCACACCGCAGUUCUUAAAGGAGCUCUGCAAUGUUGAAGAGCCAUGUGAAGAAUUUACAUCGAGGCAUAGUUUGGAAUGGAAGUUUUUAUUCUUGGACCACAGGGCUCCACCUAUUAUAGGUUAUUUACCCUUUGAGGUUCUGGGAACGUCAGGGUAUGAUUACUACCACGCAGAUGACCUGGAGCUUCUUGCUAGGUGCCAUGAACACUUGAUGCAGUUUGGAAAAGGAAAGUCCUGUUACUAUCGGUUCUUGACCAAAGGCCAGCAGUGGAUAUGGCUGCAGACACACUACUACAUCACCUACCACCAGUGGAAUUCCAAACCCGAGUUCAUUGUUUGCACUCACCUGGUAGUUAGUUAUGCAGAAGUUCGAGCUGAAAGAAGGCGAGAUCUUGGCCUUGAAGAGUCAUCAAUUGAACUGGCAUCCUCUUCUCUAAAGAGCCACAGCAGCUACCUGGACGUGGGGCAGUGCGGCAGCAGCCAGGACGCCAGCCGGGAAGGAGUGUCACUGUCGUCCCACAGCUCCCGGCGCUCCUCGCACACCGCCCUCUCCGACUCCGCAUCCACGUCGUCCAUGCGACACACGGACACCAGCACGCCCACCCGGUUGUCGGUGCCAGGGGGGCAGGUGGAGAAGGCAGCCCUGCGGCUGGCGUCAGCUGGAAGUGCUCAGGUUGUGUACCAUUUCCCGACCCAGCUGGGGAUGAUGCAUCAGCUGAAAGAGCAGCUGGAGGAGAGGACUCGCAUACUGCAGGCUGACAUCAAGACACAGCAAGAAGAGCUCCACGUCAUCAAGGAGCAGCUCCAGCUAGUGCAGGACUCCAACCUGCAGAUGCUGAUGCAGCAGCCGAUCCCCGUCGUCUUUAACAACGUGCAGCACCCAAGCCCCAGGAGGCCGCCACCGCCAGGGACACCCAGGCAGACCACAGCCAAGAAGUCACAACAGCAAGGCCUUAUGGGGACGAAGCACUACUGCAGCACCCCCCUGCCGUCACCGCGCCAAUUCCUCAGGGACCCCUGCGGCACAGCCGCCCAGGUACAGCAGCAGCAGCAGCAGCACGUAAUGAGAGGAAACCAAGCCCAGCAAACGGGUCUGCCGGGGCAGACGAGCAUUUCGGUGCCCCUCUACAACAACCCCAUGGUGUUUUCGCAAGCUCAUCCCGUUACAGUGGCUGCACAGAUGCCGACUGACGGCAGCGAAAGGCAACCGCAGUCUGACUACAGCCAGGACAGGAGCCUCAGGAUGCUGUUGGAUCAGUCUGUCCAAGCCAUGAUGCCCGCUGCCAACGGCAGUGGCCAGUCCACGCAGAGCAGUGCCAGCAGGCAGCAAGGAAAAUUCGUUGCAGAGCAGCAGAUUUUUCCUCCCUCAAUACAGAUGCAGCCGGUUACCUGUAGCACCAUCCGACCUCCUGCCCCAUCACCCGUUUUCUCCCCAUCUCUGAUGAUCCCACACACCAGCUUCACAUCCCACCAGGCAAACACACCGGUUCAUCUCCACCAGUGGCCACAGCAACAGGUUCAGCGUCUCUACCUUCAGAUGCAAGGUCCUGAGCCCAUGCCCGGGGGUCCGACGCCACGCAUUUUCCAGCCCCCCGCCACCCCGCAGCAGAACCCCCUGAGCUACUUCCUCCACGCGCAGCAGCAGAGCCGCCCGGCGCAGGGCCAGGCCUGCAACCUGCCGGACCUGCCCGAGAUGCAGCUGCCCUGA